Trichoderma virens Gv29-8 is the source of this 3648-nucleotide messenger RNA. RefSeq lists its product as uncharacterized. The transcript is spliced from 7 exons. The annotation marks the transcript as partial. Gene Ontology annotation, molecular function: protein phosphatase binding; protein phosphatase regulator activity. Gene Ontology annotation, cellular component: cytosol; nucleus. Lineage: Eukaryota; Fungi; Ascomycota; Sordariomycetes; Hypocreales; Hypocreaceae. The record is from RefSeq and is a predicted model, not a curated record.
AUGUUCUGGAGGUUUGGCGGCUACGCCAACAUCUCAACCAUCGACACCAUCCUCGACAAGCCCGACUUCACCCUCGAAGAGCUGCUUGAAGAGGCUGACCUGAUACAAGAGCUGAAGCAGCAUAACUCCAAGCUCAUCGAGUUUCUACGCGAGGGUAAGGUGCUCGAGAAGCUCCUCGAGUAUACUGUUGUUCCCAAGCUCGAGGCAGUCGAGAGCGCUGAGGAGCCUGCCGAGGAUGACAUCAAGACUAAGGGCCGUCUGCUGCCCUUCUCACGCCCUCGCGCAUCGUCGCGCGCCACCGAUCCCGGCGAAAAUGACGACGAGCUAGACAAGAAGCGCAAUCGCUAUGCUCACGUCGCCUGCGAGGUCCUGAGCUCCGACACAUGGUCCAUAUACGAGGCCCUCGUCGAAAACCGACAGCUGAUCCGCGACUUUUGGAACUUCCUCUCCCGGCCCGCGCCGCUGGACCCUCUGCAGGCUAGCUACUUUACCAAGGUCAACGAGUCGCUCUUUGAGAAGAAGACGGAGGAGAUGAUGGAGCUGCUCUGGAGCUUGCCCAAUGUCAUUCCCGACAUGCUCAGGCACGUUGAGUGCCCCAUGGUCAUGGAUUUGCUGCUCAAAAUCAUUGCCCUUGAUCGCACAGAGGGUGGCCAAGGCGUUGUUGAGUGGUUGUAUUCCAAGGACAUUAUCCCAACACUCAUCUCUUUCCUCGGCCCUGAGCACAGCUGGGUUGUGCAGACUGCUGCAAGCGACUUCAUCAAGGCCAUCAUAACCAUCUCGGCCAACGCCUCGCAGAACGAGCAGCAGUGCAUCGGCCCCAACGAGCUCACACGUCAGCUCGUUUCGAAGCCCUGUGUCGAGCAGCUGAUUGGUUACAUGCUUGGAGGCGGCAACCCUUUGACUGUUGGUGUUGGCAUCAUCAUCGAGGUGAUUCGGAAGAACAACUCCGACUACGACCCGGACGUUGGAACAGAGGCCAACAGCACGCCUUCCAGUCGCGAUCCCAUUUACCUUGGAAAUCUGCUGAGGCUUUUUGCCCAGAAUGUGCCCAAGUUCAUGAACCUCAUCAUGAACGAGCCGUCAAAGAAGCAGGGCGUCGACUCAACUUUCAACGAGAAGCUCGAGCCUCUUGGAUUUGACAGGUUCAAGACUUGUGAACUCAUGGCAGAGCUGUUGCACUGCAGCAACAUGGGUUUGCUCAACGAGAUAGGCUCGGAGCAGCUGAUUGCAACUCGAGACUUUGAGCGCCAGCGCCUUCGAGCCGAGGGCAAGCUUACUCCCCGAGACGACGAGGGGUCUGAUGACUUGACGAUGCGCAUUCCCCAUCCGGCCCACCACGAGGAGGUCCGCCGUCUGGAAGUCACCAAUGCCGAUGACGAUGGCUUUGAAGAGGUGGAACCGACUACUGAGAUGAACGAGGACACAUCCCACGAGUUUGUCAAGGCCGAGGAUGAUAUUGCACCAGGCGCCAACGCAUCUUCAUCUUCCUUCCUUGAAAAGGACGAGGAGGAAUUUGUCGACGAGCCGCUGAGCUCUCCUCGGCUAGCAGUGACCACGGCAGGGAUGAACGAACAGCGCUUUGAAGAACCGGACCUUGUUGUUGCGCCUCUUUCACCCACAAAGGCAAAGCUUUCCGAGCCAGCACACGCGGAAGCAGAGAGUUCUACUGCCGUCGAGGGUCAAACCAAGGCUGCUACAGAGGAACACCAGCCUCAGACAGCUGCAACUCCAGGGCUGCAGCCAUCAGCUCUGCCCAGGGAAGAUGACACGAAAAAGAACGAAUCUACUACCGGCGCUCCACAGGAAGCCAUCGCUUCUGCUGCUGAAUUGCUUCCUGACGAGAUUGAAAAACCUCGUGGCCUAUCCCCCCAUCCUGAAGAUACCCCGCCCCCUCUCUUCUCAGUUCCUCUUGCCCCUGAUUCCGGCGUCCAAGAGCCACCACAGUCAUUCACACCACCACAAGGCCCCGAGCCUAGCCUUGCUACGUUUGCAGCUGGCGAGAAGCCCGGAGAGACUGCAGGCGAUGCAACCGAAGCUGUUGUGGGUGACUUUCUCAAAAUGCAGUUUGUUGAGUAUCGUGUUGUUCCGGCAAUUUUGUCAUUCUUUUUUGCAUACCCUUGGAACAACUUCCUCCACAACGUUGUGUAUGAUAUUGUACAGCAAGUGUUCAACGGGCCGAUGGACCGUGGUUUCAACCCGACAUUAGCCGUGUCCCUCUUCGAGGCUGCCGACAUCACCACCGCCAUCAUCAAGGGCCAGCAAGCCAGUGACGAGUCUCAGGCCAGGACCAAGACCCGUAUGGGAUACAUGGGACACCUCACACUCAUUGCUGAAGAAGUUGUCAAGUUCACCGAACGUCACCCCCCGGAGCUUCUGUCAGAGAUGGUCCUUGACAAGGUUAUGAGCCAAGAUUGGAUCAACUAUGUGGAAGGUGCUCUCGCGGAAACAAGAGAGCGGGACAACGCAAUUCUGGGUGGUGUUCGGCCUGAGGUGGCCUUGGGACACCGGGCCAGCCUCGGUGCUAGUGGCUUGGGUGGCAUCGGCUUGUCAGGCCUUGGAAACACAGCCAGCGGAUCGAAUGCCUUGGCAGAGGCAGGCCUCAAUGGCGGCAUGGAGAUGAAUGAGGGAGAUGGUAAUGGGAUUGGUCCCUUUGCGAUAAGCGCGGGCACUCUGAUGUCUGGAUUUGGCAGUAGUAGCGACGAAGACGACGAUGAGGGCGAGGGGGAUGAAGAAGAUGUGAAUUCCGAGGUGAGUAAUGAUUCUUCCGAUGAGCACGGCAACGAGUCUCCUGAGGCGACAAUUGGCAUGGCAUACACACCCGAGGAUGUCAUCAUGAUGUCUCCCGAACCGAUCAGAGCGGAAUCUCCAGACGCAAUAGAAGACGCCAUCUUCAGCUCUAAUAAUGAUACCACCGACAUGCCUGGAGCCUCUGCUACACUAAGAUCCUCCAGCCCUGAUGAUGAAGAGCUAGAGGGCAAAUUUUUUCGAUCGUAUACUGACCCGCUGAACCAGGGAUCUUUGGCUCCGCCGUCUAUCCCGCCUCCACCGCCUCCGCCUCCGCUGAACAUUCCGCCUUCGAGAGCUCGGCUGCAGCUCGCGGCACGGCUGGCAAUGCAUCAAAAGAAUAGCCAAACUGCGCAGGCCUCGUCGGCUACAGUUCAUGAUGACAACUACGAAGACGAUGAAGAUAACCUUGAAGACCCGUUUGGCGAUGGAGAGGCUGAUAUCGAUGACGACUUGGACGAUGAAAUGUCUGGCAACAUAGGCCGUGGAUCAUGGUGGAGAGGUGUUGUUAACAGGAGAAGCGGACUCGAAGAUGAAGACUCUGAUGAUGAGGAGGAAUUUGGAGAUUUUGCCAUGCCAGAGGAAGAAAAAGCAGAGGAUGGCCAGGACCAGGACAACGUGGUGCUGAAGCCCCUCGCGGUUCACCCACCUAGAGAAAGCAGCAGAGGUUUAAGCGGCCUAUGGCCCUUUGGCUCGAGAGCUGAUAAAGACAAGGGCGGCAGAGCUGAAGACGGCAAGGACGAGCAGAAGGGCGAUGACGAAGCUCAGAUGGCGGAAGAGAGGGACGAGGAGCCUGAGAAGAGGGCGAUAGAAGUCAAGGAAGCACAGCGGAGAACAAGCAUUGAAGAUGAUGACGACGACGAC